AUGCGGUGGAGAUGCCUACAGCGGGGCACGGUGAGGAACGGUUGGGGUGUACUUGCAAAAGUUGGUGCGAUAGUGAUAUUCGCAUUGAAGGAAGGCAAAGCGAAAUCCUUGCUAUGGUCCUCUGGAACUGCAAGAGGUAGUAAUAGCAGCAACUUAGAGAAUGAGAAACCGCCCUUAGUCCCUGGUUUGCACAAUCUCCACAACAAUUGCUUCCUCAACGUUGUUUUGCAGGCUCUCGCUAGCUGUUUUUGCUUUCACGGGUUUCUUCACCGAGUGAUUGCAGAAUGUGGGACUCAGGACAUGGUUGAAAGCGAAACCGAUCACAGCAUGCCCCUUGCGGCUUCUUUGGCUGCUUUGUUGCAAGGUUAUACUAUGUCUGGAGACAUAAUGCUUGCUAUGUCCCUUUACAAUCCAGACUUUAAUCUAACAGACCAGCGGGAUGCUGCUGAAGCGUUUCUUCAUCUGUUAUGCUCUUUGAGGGAAGAAUUUGGAGGUUGCUAUGCUCCAAAUGUGAGUUCUUUAGCAGACGUUGCUGCUGAAGCGUUUCUUCAUCUGUUAUGCUCUUUGAGGGAAGAAUUUGGAGGUUGCUAUGCUCUAAAUAAAAGCGGUCAGGAAAGAUGGAAGCAACUCUUCCUUGGUCCUUUUGAUGGGAUUCUUGGUAGCAGUUUAACCUGUCGAAGUUGUUCAUCUCAGAUCUCAAUGAACUUUGAACAUUUUGAUUGUUUGCCUCUUUCACCUGUAGUGACAAGAGUUGGUUGUACACUGGUGGAUUGCCUGAAGCAGUUCAUUGUUGCUGAACAUGUUGAAAACUAUCAUUGUAGCCACUGUUGGCAUAUUGUUGCAAUCAAGUAUAUUUCCUUAAUGGAAGAAAAUGAGGUAGAACUUGAAAGACUAAGGAGAUGUUCUCAACAAGAACUCUGCAAUUGGCGAAAUAAAUUUAAUCUCAAGAAGCUACCCUGGUCAAAUAGGUUUUCACAUGUUCUGAAGCAGCUAAGUAUUGCUCAGUGCCCAAGGAUUUUAUGCAUCCAGUUGAAAAGAGUUCAUAUGAGUAACUUCAGAGAGCCCUUCAAACUGCAGGGUCAUAUUUCCUUUCCAUUGAUUUUGGAUGUGUUGCCAUUCACAACAACUAGGCUGGGAGUAAAUAUACAAGAGGUAGAGAUGUACGAAGUCUUCCCUUGCAUCUGCAGUAUAGCUGAAGAAACCCUUUGCCUAACCAUUAUAAUCAGCAUUCUGAGGUUAGAACGUUGA
Messenger RNA from Lotus japonicus, 1248 nucleotides. RefSeq names its product ubiquitin carboxyl-terminal hydrolase 27-like. Gene Ontology annotation, cellular component: cytosol; nucleus. Gene Ontology annotation, molecular function: cysteine-type deubiquitinase activity; cysteine-type endopeptidase activity. Gene Ontology annotation, biological process: protein deubiquitination. Lineage: Eukaryota; Viridiplantae; Streptophyta; Magnoliopsida; Fabales; Fabaceae. Bases 1 to 1248 code for a protein of 415 amino acids. The transcript is spliced from 11 exons. The record is from RefSeq and is a predicted model, not a curated record.